This is a messenger RNA of Xyrauchen texanus (razorback sucker), 1827 nucleotides long. It is a transcript of the gene dapk2a, whose product is annotated as death-associated protein kinase 2a. The transcript is spliced from 11 exons. Gene Ontology annotation, cellular component: nucleus; cytoplasm. NCBI's taxonomy places the organism in Eukaryota, Metazoa, Chordata, Actinopteri, Cypriniformes, Catostomidae. Gene Ontology annotation, molecular function: protein serine/threonine kinase activity; ATP binding. Gene Ontology annotation, biological process: protein phosphorylation; positive regulation of apoptotic process; intracellular signal transduction. The record is from RefSeq and is a predicted model, not a curated record. Bases 173 to 1627 code for a protein of 484 amino acids.
UCCAGUUCUGUCUGUCAGCCAAGAGUUCAACAGGUGGCGUGUCCUCUUUUAGAAACAUACGCUGCCGGCGGGACGUGUGGAAUUUCCUGAAGAAGAUCUAGGCUAUGGAGAACGCGUGAGCGCAUGAAAAGAUUCAGCAACAUAAUAUAUUUGUCUGCAAUGACAGAUUAAAAUGGCUGUGUUCAAGCAACAGCAAGUCGAGAAUUUCUAUGAGAUUGGAGAGGAACUUGGAAGUGGACAGUUUGCAAUCGUUAAGCAGUGUCGUGAAAAGAGCUCAGGCCGGGAUUUUGCAGCCAAGUUCAUUAAAAAGCGUCAGAGUAAUGCCAGUCGGCGAGGUGUGCUUCGAGAAGAGAUUGAGCGAGAGGUCAACAUCCUGCAGCAGAUUCACCAUCCCAAUAUUGUCAUGCUGCAUGACGUGUAUGAAAACAAGACCGAUGUGGUGCUGAUUUUGGAGCUGGUGUCUGGAGGGGAGCUUUUUGACUUUCUGGCGCAGAAAGAGACUUUGAGUGAGGAGGAGGCCACACAGUUCAUUAAACAGAUACUAGAGGGCGUGCAUUAUCUGCACACAAGGAAUAUCGCUCAUUUUGACCUGAAGCCUGAAAACAUCAUGCUCCUGGAUAAGAAUGCCCCUCUACCCCGGAUCAAACUCAUUGAUUUUGGGUUGGCCCACAAAAUUGCUGAGGGGGUUGAAUUUAAAAACAUCUUUGGAACGCCAGAAUUUGUUGCUCCUGAAAUUGUGAAUUAUGAACCAUUGGGACUAGAAGCAGAUAUGUGGAGUGUUGGUGUUAUUACAUAUAUUCUGUUGAGUGGGGCAUCUCCCUUCUUGGGAGAGACAAAACAAGACACUUUGGGAAACAUCUCAGCAAUGAACUAUGAGUUUGAUGAUGAGUUCUUUGGCCACACCAGUGAGCUUGCCAAGAAUUUUAUACGACAACUGCUGGAAAAAGACACCAAAAAAAGACUCACGAUUCAAGAUACGUUGAAUCACCCGUGGAUAAAGUCUAAUGAGCAUAAGGACGAACGCAGUAAAGCUCCAGAGAGGAAGAGAGAGCGUAGGCAGCUGAAGACCAAGCGUCUCAAGGAGUACACCAUUAAGUCCCACUCUAGCAUGCCCCCUAAUAACACCUACAUCAACUUUGAACGAUUCGCUCAGCUGGAGGAGGAAAUCUCGGCUAUGGAAGGUACUUUCUGCCAGCUGGCCUCAGCCCACGACUCCCUGCAGGAAGACAUUGAUGCUCUAGUUUCUAUUUACAAUGAGAAGGAGAUGUGGUACAAAGAAGAGAGCGAGAGCAUCCGUCACGAGUUAUCCCAACUUCGUUAUGAGUUUCGUAAAGUUGAGGCACAGAGGCGGGCCGUUCAGGAAGACAUGAGGAGCGUGGAUGCCAGUGUGAGCAGAGUUAGUGAGCGAUAUAAGGAGAGGCAAACACACUUUGAGGCCCUGCAGAAAGAGCUGUGUGCCGAACUGCAGUGGGUUCAGGAAGUGGUGGGCACAUUCCAGGUCAGCUUCCCAAACUGUAGCUUUAGCAGCGUGUUCAAUACCGAUGUCAAUGAAGCACUGAAAGAACUGUUGAACAGAUCCUGUGGAGGAGACUUGCUGACAGGUAGCAAUCAGGACCAGCAGAGAUGAUGCAUUAAUAACCUCCCACCCACUGACAACACAUCGUUAUACAAGUGUCACGAGUUCCAGUCCAGUUCUCUCGUUGUCCCUGUUUCGUGUCCUGUUUGCUGUUACCCGGAUUCGCCGUGUCUGUUCAACACUUCUCUUCACUCUUCUCACCACGAUCAUCUGACCAUUGGAGACUCUGCGCCACUAGACCAUCACCCCGG